Messenger RNA from Phoenix dactylifera (date palm), 1238 nucleotides. The record is from RefSeq and is a predicted model, not a curated record. Lineage: Eukaryota; Viridiplantae; Streptophyta; Magnoliopsida; Arecales; Arecaceae.
UAUAAACCUCUCACCAUUCUUCUUGAUAUCCAUUACUCCAAAUCCUCCUUGUUUCUCUCUCUUCCCUCUUCUUCAGCUAUCGACAAAUAUGGGGAAGGUUUUGUUGUCUGGGGUUCUAGUUGCUCUAGCUUUUGCAUUUGUUCAUGGCGUGCCCUUCGACGACAGGGACCUCGCAACCGAGGAGAGCCUAUGGAACUUGUAUGAGAGGUGGCGGAGCCACCACACGGUCUCUCGAGACCUCGAGCAUGAGCGAUUCAAUGUGUUCAAGGAGAACGUCAAGUUCAUCCAUGAGUUCAACAAGGAGGGUGCAACAUUCAAGCUCGCUCUCAACAAGUUUGGCGACAUGACCAACCAAGAGUUUCGAAGCUGGUAUGCCGGCUCCAAGGUGCAGCACCGCAGGCUGCGCCGCGGCCGCCCGCAUGGCACCGGAAGCUUCAUGCAUGAAAAUGCUCGUGAUCUCCCUGCUUUGGUUGAUUGGAGGCAGAAAGGCGCCGUCACAAGCAUCAAGGACCAAGGCCAAUGUGGGAGCUGCUGGGCAUUCUCGACGGUGGUUGCUGUCGAGGGCAUAAAUCAGAUCAAGACGAGGGAGUUAAUCUCCUUGUCGGAGCAACAGCUCGUCGACUGCGACGACCGCGACAACAAUGGCUGCAAUGGAGGUCUAAUGGAGCAUGCAUUCGAAUUCAUUGUGAGAAAUGGAGGUAUAACAACAGAGGCUGAGUAUCCCUACAGGGCCAAAGAUGGAAGGUGCGACGCUUCCAAGGAGAAUUCAGCAGUGGUGACGAUUGAUGGAUACGAGAAUGUUCCUGCCAACAAUGAGGCAGCUCUCAUGAAAGCUGUGGCUCAUCAGCCAGUAUCUGCUGCCAUUGAAGCAAGUGGUACAGCUUUCCAGUUCUACUCCGAGGGUGUUUUCACCGGCGCCUGCGGCACAGAUUUAGACCAUGGCGUCGCGAUCGUUGGAUAUGGGGCGACCGAGGAUGGAACUAAAUACUGGAUUGUGAAGAACUCAUGGGGACCUGAGUGGGGAGAGAAAGGCUACAUCAGAAUGGAGCGUGGCAUCAGGGCCAAACAUGGGAAAUGUGGCAUUGCAAUGGAGGCUUCAUACCCCAUCAAGACAUCCCCUAAUCCUUCCAAGGGGGAAAUUUCCAAGGAUGAACUCUAAGAUGAUGGUGACCUAAGGAAUGCACAUUGGAAAGCCAGAAACCAUUUCGGGAUUUAUUUUUCUUUAUCAUCUAUGUCAU